AUGGCAGCUGCGGACAUUCAAGCACCGCCUGCUCUCCCUGACUAUGUAACGGAUCCAGACGCGGUACUCAAGGAUACAAAUGUGAAAUGGCGUUAUGGACGGGCUCCAGAUUAUUCGAAGACCAGACAAGUGUUUGCCGCGACGAAGACUAUGAACCAUGAAGCUCUCUCCCUACCUCAGCUCGUCGAGAAUCUCGUGAAAAAUUGGGAAGUCGAAGCCUCUUUCAAACCAACGCUAUCCGACUGGCGAACAAUUGACCACGAGAAAUAUUCCUUCGCCAUCAAUGGGUCUGAGUCGCAGGACGCGUACUACAUGUUGAAACAAGGGACAUACAACGCGAUCAUCGCGCCGAAUGAGUACUACUCGCCCGAAUACUCGGACUUUGCUAGCAGCCACAAGACUUUCAAGAGGAUGAUGCCCACGUUUGCAUGGGAGGUUCUUGAGGUUUACAGUGGUCCGCCGACGGUGUCUUUCAGAUGGCGACAUUGGGGGUUGAUGAAGAAUGACUAUGUGGGCUUCAACAACAAGGGAGAGAAAGUUUCGGCCAAGGCCCACGGCGGCGCGAUCGAUAUUCAAGGCGUGACCGUUGCUACAGUCAACGACAGGCUCCAACUCCAGAGCGUUCGCACAUGGUUCGACCCGAUGGACAUGUUCCGACAGAUCGCACCCGACGGCGUCGUCAAAAAGGAAGCUGUAGACAAGAGCCUCUCACCGGGAGAUGCGCUGGAC
This is a messenger RNA of Paraphaeosphaeria sporulosa, 729 nucleotides long. RefSeq lists its product as uncharacterized. NCBI's taxonomy places the organism in Eukaryota, Fungi, Ascomycota, Dothideomycetes, Pleosporales, Didymosphaeriaceae. The record is from RefSeq and is a predicted model, not a curated record. The transcript has 3 exons. The annotation marks the transcript as partial.